Pochonia chlamydosporia 170 is the source of this 1623-nucleotide messenger RNA. Its product is annotated as major facilitator superfamily transporter. The transcript has 2 exons. NCBI's taxonomy places the organism in Eukaryota, Fungi, Ascomycota, Sordariomycetes, Hypocreales, Clavicipitaceae. The coding region runs from base 1 to 1623 and encodes 540 amino acids. The record is from RefSeq and is a predicted model, not a curated record. Gene Ontology annotation, biological process: transmembrane transport. Gene Ontology annotation, molecular function: transmembrane transporter activity.
AUGGAUCAACCAUCAUCUGUAUCCGGAGAGACCCAUCCGAAUCAAGACCCUCCUGGUACACUACGACUGUAUUCUCGCGCUGCAAAUGAAGAAUACGAAGACAUUGUACUCAUCCCGCCGCCAACUAAUUCACCAAACGACCCCCUGAGAUGGUCCAACUGGAGAAAAUACUGGUUCACUGCAGCCUUGAUUAUCCUCACUGGGCUCGUUUCCGGACUUUCAAUGUGCUCGGGGUCGGCAUCCUUCGCCCUCACCCAGGAACUAGGCAUAUCAAGUAAUGCUUACAACAUAUCGAUUGCAUUGCUGUACAUAGGAACCGGGACGGGAGCGUACCUCAUGGCCCCAAUGGCAAGGCUGAUUGGCUGCAAACUCUGCUACAUUAUCUGUGUGGUAUUCGGCAUCUUGGGAUCGGUCAUGUUCUCCAUGGUCCAAGACACGGGGCUGUUGAUCGCUUCUCAGCUCUUCAUCGGCGUCGCUUUGUCAUGUGCCGGCGCCAUGGUGCAGCACUCAUUAAGCGACAUUUAUUAUGAGCACCAGCGCGGCGCUGCCAUCGGAUUGUAUGUCCUCGCUAUAUCUGGGGGCUCGUUCAUGGGCCCUUUGAUAGCUGGUUUUAUCGUUGACAAUGCUGCGCUUGGGUGGCGAUGGAUAGGUUGGCUGGGUGCUAUUUGCUCUGGUGCGGUCUUAUUUCUCGUGCUAUUUACGUUGGAAAGUACGUCGUUUGACCGGAUGUAUCACCUUCAUCAAGAAGAAGUAGUGUUGGACACGAAACUUAAACCAAUACUAUCGGGAAAGACGGACGUGACUGCCGAUCACAACGAACACCAGACCAGUGAAUCCAUCGACGAUGGAAAGAAGUCUCUCAGACAGCGGUAUGCUUUAAUCACGACUUUGGCAACGCAAAAGGGGAAAAUACGCCGCAAAUACGCGUACAGUUUAUACCACACACCCCAGUGUUUCGUCUUACCAGCCGUCAUAUUCGCCGGGAUACAAUGGGGCGCACAGCUGUCCUACCUGUCCUUCUAUCUGACGGUCGAAAACAUAAACUACUUUCAACCCCCAUGGAGCUAUGGCAAUGUAGCCGUGGCUUUAAUGUGCGUCCCUUGUCUGAUUGGUCUUGUCUUGGGUAUUAUAUAUGCCAUAUUCUUCGGGUCCUUUUUCAUCAGAUGGAGGGCAAAGCGAAACGAGGGCGUAUUCGAAGCUGAGUACAUUUUGUGGCUUAUCCUCCCUAACUCGUUAAUCGGGUCCGCUGGACUCCUACUAUUUGGAAUUGGGACAGAAAGGCAAUGGAGUUGGCCGAUUAUUUACUUUGGGCUGGGUCUCAUUGGGUUCAACUGGGGAUGUGCCGGAGACAUCAGCAUAUCGUACAUGCAAAUGGCCUAUCCUGAGGCUAUUCUGGAAUGCAUGGUUGGCGUUGCUGUGAUUAACAACACUUUUGGUUGCGUUUUCACUUUUGCAGCAGGGCCAUGGCUCGAGGGCCAAACACUUACGCAGGUCUUUGUGGCUCUUGCAGUCAUCAAUUUUGUAAUCACCAUAGCAGCUGCGCCUAUGAUUUAUUGGGGCAAAAUGUUGCGCUGGAAGUCACUUUCUCGGUACAAGGCCUUUUGCUCUGGAAUAGCAUCAUGA